AUGGGCAUAUCUGAGCUUAACAUUAGCAAUUCCUCUAGUCUCUGUUUCAUUGACCUUUUUGAUUUAUUGAAUCACUCCAGCAAUGCCACCCAAUCGCUGCUUCCUUACAACCAUCGCCUCUUCUCCGACAUAGUUUUAUAUCCCACCCGGCCAAAUCCAGUUUUCCAAUAUUCUGAGUCGCCCCACGAUUCUCACAUUACUUCAGCUUGUUCUUCAGUUCAUAGCGGGCUCAUUUCUCGCCUUCUCCAUGGUCUUGUUGGCCAUAUUACUAAUGAUGAUGACUCAUACUCACAUAUUCGCCCUAAUUGCCUAUCACGGUUAACCAACCUCGUUUGGCGUCAACAUGAAUGUAUCGGGGUUUAUUCUAAAACGCCGGAUUCUGAUACUCUUAAUUUCACUACGUCGAUCUAUCCUCCACAAAGGCUACAAUCAGUUUGUGCGUUAUGGCAAUUACCUUCACAGGCAUAUACUUGCUCUCCAUGCGUGGCUAGUGAUUGCUUACAACCAUCCGAUUUAAUUGCUCGUCGGAUGGCACUUCUUUUUUUUAUCUUGUCCGAUGCUGCUCUUGUGACAGCCAGCGAAUCUUGGAGGCUUUACCUGAUGGAAUCGGUGGGAAACACUGAACAUAACAAUGUAGAUCGUUUGGUCUCAGCACAUCAGCUGUAUUUACCUCACUCUGAGUCAUUUGGCUCUGGAGGCGGCCCCAAAACGGAGCCUCCAUAUGUGGGGCAUAUGGCCCAAACCCCGUUUAGAGAAAUUCUUUCUCUGGUAGGUCGGUUCGUUCUUAUAUUCUAUUAUUAUUAUUUCCUGGGUACUCGAAUAAUUAUAUUGGGUGUCAUUAUAGUGAUAUUUUUAGAAUCAACUCAUUUAAAUUUUAACUGUUUUUAUACGAUACUUCGUAGUGAAUAG
Molecule: messenger RNA, 909 nt
Organism: Protopolystoma xenopodis
Lineage: Eukaryota; Metazoa; Platyhelminthes; Monogenea; Polystomatidea; Polystomatidae
Source: the annotation of a GenBank genome assembly